This is a messenger RNA of Entamoeba invadens IP1, 312 nucleotides long. RefSeq lists its product as hypothetical. The record is from RefSeq and is a predicted model, not a curated record. NCBI's taxonomy places the organism in Eukaryota, Evosea, Mastigamoebida, Endamoebidae. The transcript has a single exon. Bases 1 to 312 code for a protein of 103 amino acids.
AUGGAGGAAACUAAGGAAAACGUUAGCGACAUCCUUCGAUUUUUCGAAGGGCAGGUGUUGGAUAAUUCGUUGAAAGAAUUUAAGGAAAUGAUGGAAGACUCUUUAUCACUCCAUGACGUCGAGAACAUCAUUCAACAAGGACAAACACAAGAAAGUCAAUCGGUGGUUGAUAUAGCAAAAGAACUAUUAGAUUCUAAUUUGGAGCGCGACGACUUACUUCGAGAAAUGAGUGUUGUAGGACAACAGUACGUCGACUUGAAAAAUGAAUUGAAUUAUUAUAAGGAUCUACUCAACGAAACACCAAAGAAGUGA